Molecule: messenger RNA, 690 nt
Organism: Pyrgilauda ruficollis (rufous-necked snowfinch)
Lineage: Eukaryota; Metazoa; Chordata; Aves; Passeriformes; Passeridae
Product: RAC-beta serine/threonine-protein kinase-like
Exons: 3
Coding region: 1-675 (224 amino acids)
Source: RefSeq, a predicted model, not a curated record
AUGGAUCCCAUCACGGAUCCCAUCGCUGAUCCCGCUAUUGAUCCCAUUACGGAUCCCGUUAUUGAUCCCGUCUCUGAUCCAGUCUUUGCUCUCGUUAUUGAUCCCAUCACUGAUCCUGUUAUUGAUCCCAUUAUCGAUCCCAUUGUUGAUCCCAUCACUGAUCCUGUCACUGAUCCCGUUAUCGAUCCCGUCAAUGAUCCCAUUAUUCCCCCACCCCCCGUUAACCCUUUCCCCGCUGCCCCAGGCGAGUACAUCAAGACCUGGCGGCCCCGUUACUUCCUCCUCAAGAGCGACGGUUCCUUCGUCGGCUACAAGGAGCGGCCGGAGAGCUCCGAGCACGGCCUCCCCCCCCUCAACAACUUCUCCGUGGCCGAGUGCCAGCUGAUGAGGACGGAGCGGCCGCGCCCCAACACCUUCGUCAUCCGCUGCCUGCAGUGGACCACGGUCAUCGAGAGGACGUUCCACGUGGACACGCCCCAGGAGCGCGAGGAGUGGAUCCAGGCCAUCCAGGCCGUGGCCAACAGCCUCAAGAGCCGCGAGCCGGCCCCGGAGCCGCCGGAGCUGAGGGGAUCCCCCGGGGACGGCGAGGACGCCGGGAGGGCCCGCAGCAAGGCCGUGAGCAACCCCGAAAACACCCCGAAAACCAGCCAAAAUAUCCGCCCAAAAACACCCUGAAAUCCCUAAAAAAAC